This is a messenger RNA of Neltuma alba, 1950 nucleotides long. Its product is annotated as probable sulfate transporter 3.5. Lineage: Eukaryota; Viridiplantae; Streptophyta; Magnoliopsida; Fabales; Fabaceae. Gene Ontology annotation, cellular component: membrane. Gene Ontology annotation, biological process: sulfate transmembrane transport. Gene Ontology annotation, molecular function: secondary active sulfate transmembrane transporter activity. Bases 1 to 1950 code for a protein of 649 amino acids. The record is from RefSeq and is a predicted model, not a curated record. The transcript is spliced from 12 exons.
AUGAGUCCGAUCAGUAGCAUUUCCAUGAGCCCCAACGGCGGCGCCUCCAUUACCGAAAUCGACGGUCGACACUCGGUGAACUUCGCGGCGCCGAGGGGGUUUGCAACGAAACUGAAGUCGGCAAUGAAAGAAACGCUGUUCCCAGACGACCCUUUCAGGCAGUUCAAGAACGGAGAGACGAGGAGAGAUAGAAUUGUGAAAGGAGUACAGUACUUCGUCCCAAUGUUCGAAUGGCUUUCCACUUACAAUCUCCGGUUGUUCUGGUCGGACCUCGUCGCCGGCCUCACCAUCACCAGCCUCGCCAUCCCUCAAGGCAUUAGUUACGCUAAACUCGCCGAAAUUCCUCCCAUCAUUGGCCUCUAUAGUAGUUUUGUUCCUCCACUGGUGUAUGCGAUAUUCGGAAGUUCGAGGCAGAUGGCGGUGGGAACGAUAGCGGCGGCGUCCUUACUGUUAUACCAAACGGUGUCGAGCGUGGCGAUGCCGGAGAACGACCCUGUUCUGUAUGUGCAUUUGAUUUUCACCACCACCUUCAUCACCGGAGCAUUUCAGGCUGCUUUAGGUAUUCUCAGGUUAGGGAUAUUGGUGGAUUUCUUAUCGCAUUCGACCAUAACAGGCUUCAUGGGGGGCACAGCGGUAAUUCUGUGUCUGCAACAGCUGAAGGGCAUAUUUGGUAUGAAACAUUUCUCUAGUCACACCAGCCUUAUCUCUGUGCUCAAGGCCAUCGUCGCCAAUAGACAUGAGAUAAGAUGGGAGACCACAGUCAUGGGCGUCAUCUUCGUUGCCUUCUUGAUGUUCACUAAGUACUUGAAGAAGAGAAAUCAGAAGCUGUUUUGGGUGGCAGCUAUAGCUCCAAUAACAACAGUGAUCGUUGGAGCUAUAUUUACCUACCUUGUCAAGGGCCACCAUCAUGGAAUUCAAAUUGUGGGUCACCUAGAUCGAGGCUUAAAUCCUAUAUCCAUCAGCUUACUAAACUUCGAUCCUAAAUAUUUACCAGCAGUCCUAAAAGCCGGCAUUAUCACUGGCGUUUUGUCAUUAGCGGAAGGUAUAGCAAUAGGAAGAAGUUUCGCCGUGGCAGAAAAUACCCCUCAUGAUGGGAACAAGGAAAUGGUCGCAUUUGGUCUUAUGAACCUUCUCGGCUCUUUCACUUCAUGCUACUUGACCAGUGGGCCAUUUUCGAAGAGUGCGGUGAAUUACAACUCAGGGGCAAAGACGCCGAUGUCAAACGCAGUGCAAGCAGUGUUAAUGGCGAUGACGCUCCUAUUUUUAGCUCCUUUGUUUGGACACACUCCUCUGGUGGCACUGUCAGCCAUCAUCAUAUCAGCCAUGUUGGGACUCAUCAAUUAUGAAGAAGCCAUCCAUCUCUAUAAGGUCGACAAGUUUGACUUCCUCGUUUGCAUGUCUUGCUUCUUAGGUGUCACCUUCAUCAGCAUGGACGUUGGCCUCUUCUUAUCUAUUGGACUUGGUGUGUUGAGGGCACUGUUGUACGUGGCUAGACCAGCCUCAUGCAAGCUUGGAAAGAUCCCAAACUCGUCUCUGUACAGAGACGUCGAGCAGUAUCCAAUUUCAACCAUAUUCCCAGGCAUUCUAAUCAUUCAAGUUGGUUCUCCUAUCUACUUCGCUAACUCUUCCUACGUCAAAGACAGGAUCCUGAGGUAUAUUCAAAGCGAGGAGAGUUCUUGUACUGGGAAUACUGUAGAGCAGAUCAUACUCGAUUUGUCAAGCGUGACCUCCAUUGAUGUAACUGCUAUUAGAGGAAUAUAUGAGAUACGUAAAGUCCUGGAGAAAAAUGGAAAGCAGUUGUCAAUAGUGAACCCAAGGAAGGAAGUCAUGGAGAAGCUAAUAACAUCAAAGUUUGUAGAUGUGGUUGGGAAAAAGUCCUUCUUUUUUAGUGUGGAUGAUGCCGUGGCGGCUUGUCAGUUUCAGCUUAGUGCAUCCAAAGCAAAUCCUUGA